Molecule: messenger RNA, 1327 nt
Organism: Caenorhabditis elegans
Lineage: Eukaryota; Metazoa; Nematoda; Chromadorea; Rhabditida; Rhabditidae
Gene: mcat-1
Product: [acyl-carrier-protein] S-malonyltransferase
Exons: 8
Coding region: 1-1218 (405 amino acids)
Cellular component (GO): mitochondrion; mitochondrial matrix
Molecular function (GO): transferase activity; [acyl-carrier-protein] S-malonyltransferase activity
Source: RefSeq, marked reviewed
AUGCUGACUCCAUUUAACAUAGCUCGUUGCUCCACACGACUUAUUCGAAGAAAACCUCCAGGAGGUGGGAUUCUGGAUGAAGGAGUCACAUUUUCAGAUGUUCACAACGUAAUUCUUAAUCCAACGACACGGCUACCGUACCCAGAGGAGCAACUUCGUGAGCAUAUUGAAAAGACGUCAAGUGAAAUUAUGAAGGAAAGGAAUAAAAUUCGAUACGGAACGCGCAAGAAGAAAGACUCUGGAGCUAUUGAUUUCAGUCAAUUACCCAUCGAAGAGCACGUCGUUCUAUUAUUUCCGGGACAAGGAGCACAAUUUGUUGGAAUGGGUCAAAAGGUGAUGGAUAUUCCAGCGGCACGGCGAGUUUUCGAUGAAGCAUCCGAAGUUCUAGGAUAUGACAUGCUCAAAGUUUGUCAAGAUGGUCCCAAACAGAAACUUGAACAAACACUUUACUGCCAACCGGCCAUCGUAACGUCAUCAAUAGCAGCGUUUGAAGCUUUAAAAGCAUCAGAUCCGUCAAUCGAAGAAAACCUGACUGAUACAGCUGGAUUUUCAGUCGGAGAAUAUGCGUCACUUGUUGCCGGGAAAGUUUUGAGCUUUUCAGAUGCUAUCAAGAUCGUGAAAACCAGAGCCGAAGCAAUGUCAGAAUGCGCGAAACUGGUGAAGAGUGGAAUGGUUACGAUUCGAGUAAAAGCUGCAUCGAAAUUGGAUAAGGCAAUGGCAGAUGCCAGAAAAGUGGCGGCUGAAAACCGAGAGCUUGUUGUAUGUGAAGUUGCCAACUAUCUGUAUUGCGGUGUCCGAGUAAUUGGCGGAUCAGAAACGUGCCUAAAAUAUUUGGAAGAAAAUCAAGAGAAAUACAAUAUUCAAGUGAUGAAGAGACUUGCAGUUUCGGCAGCUUUUCAUACACGACAAAUGGAGUCUGCCGUCGAACAGGUGGCAAAAGCUUUCCAAAACGUGGAGAUUCAUCGUCCGGUGUGCAAUGUCUGGUCAAAUUAUAGUGGAAAAGUGAUGUCAUCGAAGAAGGGAGACGUUCGUGGAGCUGUCGCCAAACAAAUCAAUUCACCGGUUCGAUGGGAACAGAUUCAACAAUCGCUGUUCAGAAAACAUCAGAACGAAGCAUUCCCCCGCUUCUACGAAGUCGGUGCAGGACGUCAGCUCGGUGCGAUGCUUUUUCAAACAUCGAAAAAGGCUCACAAGAAUUAUUCACAUUUCAGUUGCUGAAUUGAUUUUUUUCAUUGUUUGUGUUAUAUUUAUGUUAGCCUUAUAUAUUAUGUUAGCCUUAUAUUUAUUAUAGUUUCAAUUGUUGAAAAUAUAAAUUUCAGGAUAAUGA